Molecule: messenger RNA, 534 nt
Organism: Oppiella nova
Lineage: Eukaryota; Metazoa; Arthropoda; Arachnida; Sarcoptiformes; Oppiidae
Source: the annotation of a GenBank genome assembly
AUGCCAUCGGAAAGCAAACUGGACUUCAGGGAACUCAUACCGGAUGUGAGACAAGCCAUAUGUGCCAAACAUGAGGCCGACCCUCAACUGUACGACGAGGUGGACGUGGAAAGGGUGCGGACCGACGACUGGUCAUCGCUUCGGUAUAUUAAGUGGAAUCGCGGAGAAGUCGACAAAUGUAUCGCACAGUUGGACGCCUGCCUUCAGUGGCGCCGACAGUUUGGCGUUAAUGUCCGCACGGAAGCAGAUUUGCCGCACGAGUUCAUCAAAGCCGGCGCUAUUUUCCCGUACGGACACGACUCGGAGGGCCGGCAGUUGAUAUAUAUGCGCAUAAAAGUGUACAAAAAGGUGCCCCAAUUGGUCGAGUAUUUGCGCCAAUUCCUGGUCGGUGUCAUCAAUCGCGUGGACCAGGAGUCCAGUGCCACCGGCUAUGCCCUGGUGUUUGACUUGACAGGUGUGGGCUUUUCAAACGCCGACAUGGAUUUCCUGCAAUUCCUGAUAAAUGUACUCAAAAGCUACUUCCCAUACGGACUC